Messenger RNA from Oldenlandia corymbosa var. corymbosa, 2005 nucleotides. The record is from the annotation of a GenBank genome assembly. NCBI's taxonomy places the organism in Eukaryota, Viridiplantae, Streptophyta, Magnoliopsida, Gentianales, Rubiaceae.
UUUCUUUUUUCCCCCAACAAUUUAUAUCCGCCGGGCUUUUUGUCUUUUUAGCCUGCCUUUAUUCUUUUUCCUUUUCUACAACAACUGAAAAAAAAUUCUCUCUUUUUCUCUUUUCCGUUUUACUUUUUUAAACAAUCUCAAUUUUCGAUUCCUCUUCGGUUUUACCUUCCUUAAACCCUGUUGGAACUCGGAGUUGGAAGUCCACUGAAUUACAACCUCUUUAUACACAACAUUAUUCUUGUCGAGGAAAGCUUUGUUCUGCAAAUUUGAGGAUUCUAGUUCUGAAUUGGGUUUGCUUGAAUUUUUGUAUUUAUUGAGACAAUCUCAUCUUCUGGGACGUGAAAGCUGCUUCUAACUGCCGAAGUUCGCCAUUUGCAUUUGCCAUGGACAAGACUUUCUCAUGGUUUGAGAAUGUGCUGGACAAGUUUGAUAAUUUUAGUUCGGAUAUCAACGAUAUCAUAAAUCAGGUUCCAUUUGAGUACGCUGAAAACCAGUUAUUGAAAGCCGGAGCAAAUGUCAAGCAGUUCUGUUCAGAGUUUGUGGAGGAAAUGCUGCCAGAGACUAUUAUUAACACAUUGAAAGAGAAACCAUCACCUUCUGUUGCAGAACAAAUGAGAACUGAUAUCAAUGAAGAACCUACAAAGGCACCUUCUGAUGAUUCUUCUCCCUUUCCUAUGGAUAUCAUUGAAAAUGAGCAUUAUGAUUCACCCUUCGAAACAGGAACCAAUAUUGGAAAAGAUCUGUGCUUCGAGGAGCUUCGUAUUAGAGAUAUUGAAGUUUCCCAAGUGGAAGCUUAUAAUCAUGAUGGUGAAUGUCAUGAGAAUUUGCCUCAGAGUUCAUCAUCCAACCCACCUGCCAAAUUACUGCAAUUGGGUGAGCUUCUAGAUAGACACUCCGCAGAUCCCAAAGUUGAGCUUUCAACUGUGACCAGUCCAUCAUCCAUGUUCGCUGGAGUAGGGGAAUUGAGUGACACUGCUGAUGAAAAAAUUUCAGAUGUCAAAAAGGAGCAUCCAGCUGUCCCUUUAGACAACUCUAAGGUUACUCCUGGCUGUAAUGUAAACCUAUAUCCAGAGAAUCAAGGAAUUCCAUUAGGCCAUGAAGUAAGAACAGGAUCAAGCGACUCGAAUGGUGAAUCAGAUGUGAUCAAAGCAAAGGAGAUCGAGGAUAAUCAUGAUGUAAAAGCAACAGAGUUGAUUGAGGAUAAAUGCACAAUGCUAGAUACCCGAAAAUUGUGUCUUGCUCCUGAUUUGAUAGAGGAGACCUUCAUUUGUCAGGUAUUUUUUUGGUGGGGAAUCAUAAUGUGGUAUCCACGUGUAAUGUGUAAUUUUACUCCGCGAGUGGAGCCCUAUGUGUUGUUUACAUGCUUGUUGGCUAAGAGCGAGGUUUGACUGCUUAGCUUAGGUCGGUGAGGAUUAUUUAUGUGUAUUAUCUUCAUGACUUAAGACGUUCAACUGAUAGGUAUGCAUUGUGUUCUUUUUCCAUCAGGGAACUGUGUGCAAGUCUUGUUCAACAAUGCAGUUUGACAAAGAGUGUGGAUGCAGAAGGAUUUCUAGGGCUGUAGAUGGUGAUGCAGAAUCCGUUACAUAUGGAGGAAACUCUGAAUUCGAACAGUUGUUUAGAGGGGAAUCAGAGCUUCCAGAGCAAGAUUUUUCUGAGUCUGAUUGGGUGAUUGUAUAGGCCCUUAAGGCCUCCUUGAGAGCCAAACUUGGGAACUAAAAUGUGGUAUUUUGGCAUUUCAUUGACCACAAAAUAAUUCAGGGGAUGGCUAAAAUCAAUAAGGCUUUCUGUCUGUUUUUGGUUUUCAAGACAUUGAGGUAAUCUGUAAAUAGCAGGCAAUCAGUUGAAAAUUGACAACUGCUAGAAUUUUUGAUUUGUGGAAGUCUUCCUAUUGCUCUCUUUCUCUUUAUAUCAUUGGCCAAAUUUUGCCAGAUUUCCAGGAUGAUAUUAGAAGUGUUUUUAAAAAAGCACACAAUGUUCCAAAACCUAUAAAAUAUGAUAAACCCGA